This is a messenger RNA of Phyllostomus hastatus (greater spear-nosed bat), 1341 nucleotides long. RefSeq names its product transmembrane protein 174 (gene TMEM174). NCBI's taxonomy places the organism in Eukaryota, Metazoa, Chordata, Mammalia, Chiroptera, Phyllostomidae. The coding region runs from base 50 to 781 and encodes 243 amino acids. The transcript has 2 exons. The record is from RefSeq and is a predicted model, not a curated record.
CUCUUAUAAUCCCUUUUCCUCCUAAGAAGCCAGGGAUUGCGUGAGGACGAUGGAGCGGGGCAGCAGCCACUUGGAGGACUUCGCUCUGAACGUGUUUUCGGUCACUCCUUACACACCCAGUACCUCGGACAUCCAGGUGUCCGAUGAUGACAAGGCGGGGACCACCUUACUCUUCUCAGGCAUCUUCCUGGGACUGGUGGGGAUCACGUUCACCAUCAUGGGCUGGAUCAAAUACCAAGGGGUCUCCCACUUUGAAUGGACCCAGCUCCUUGGGCCCAUUCUGCUGUCGGUUGGGGUGACAUUCAUCCUGAUUGCUGUGUGCAAGUUCAAAAUGCUUUCCUGUCAGUCGUGCAAAGAAAGUGAGGAAAGGGUCCUCGACUCGGAGCUGACGGCGGGCGGACAAUCGUUUGUUUUCACUGGUAUCAACCAACCCAUCACCUUCCAUGGGGCUACUGUGGUGCAGUAUAUCCCGCCCCCUUAUGGCUCUCAAGAGCCCAUUGGGAUGAACACCACCUACCUGCAGCCAGUGGUGAACCCCUGUUGUCUCACACCAUCUGGAGUGGUGGCUGCUGCCACGCCAAGCCCUCCCCAGUACCACACCAUCUACCCUGCAGAGAACGCUGCCUUUGUUGCCGACCAGGACUACCCUUCCUCCAUGGAUGGUGGAAAUGACAGGUCCAGCCCUGACGCUGAGCAGCUAGAAGAGAUACAGCAGGGGGAUGGGGACCCUGCCUGCUUCUCUCCUCCACCCUAUGAGGAAGUAUUCUCCCCCCCUUGCUAGAGACUGCAGUGCCGAGGGAAUGGCAUUGAGGUCAUUGUUGCUGACACCUGAAGGGCUCUAUGUACAGCCUUCAGAAGUGAGACAGCAGAGCAGCCCAGGAGGCCUGAGAGAUGCCGUUCAAGGGGAGGUGGGAGGUAAAAUGUCCCAAAUUGGUAAAAAUUAGGCUGGGCUGAAGAAAUUACCUUCUGAUCCAGCUAAAAAUGCCCCGCUGUGUUCAGAAACAGGAAUCUCACCCAUCUAUCCAUCACCCACUCUGUUCCUCCAGGAAGGUGCUGCUGUUGCAAUUUUAACUCCAGCAGCCAAGGGCAAAAUCACUACUGCUGUGACUUUGGAAGUUUCCAUAGUAGGGAGAGUGGGGGUGGGGAGGAAGCAGGGAAGAGAAAACAGGUUCCACUGCAGCUUUCCCGGUGCCCAUUCUCAGUUCCCAAAGUAGAUUUGCAUAUCCCAAUCAACUCAGUUGCUGACAUGUGGCCCCUGAGGACUCUGGGUAUCUUAAAGGCUGCAUAAACAGACCAACAAAUGAGCAAAUAAAUAAAUACAAUAAAGUAAAGUCAAGAAUA